AUGAAAGUAGUUUUAACAUUCAACAUAUGUACUAACAAUAGCUUAGCAAAUGGCUUACUAGAAUACCUUAGACAGAUCGUGUACAAUAAAGAUUCCAUUGACAUUUUAUCUUCUCAAGAUAAUAUAAUUCUGAAAAAUCUACCAAAAUAUGUUGUUGUUGAAUUAAUUGGAAAAGCACCUGGUUCUUAUAAAACACUUCUACCUAAUCAUAUACCUAUUUACCCACUUAAACAUCUCUGUGUACACACAAUCUGGAAUCGUGAUGGUUCUAAAAUUUCCAAAAGAUUUCAAUACUUUCAACUUCCUUUAACAUCCACAUUCAUGUUUACUGAUUUUAAAUCACAAGGACGUACCCUUGAGAAAAUAGUUGUUGAUCUAUCAGGAAAGCAUGUGAAUAAUAGUACAUAUGUAAUGCUUUUCAGGGCACAAAGGUUGGAUGAUUUAUUAAUUUUAAAACCAUUCGAUGAAUCCAUACUGAAUAUGCAAUUAUCUCCCGCACUUCAUGCUGAACUUGCACGUAUCGAAGAAUGUACGCAAAGAACAACUCAAUUGAAAUUUUGUCUGAAUAUGAAUAAGUAG
Messenger RNA from Cetraspora pellucida, 579 nucleotides. Lineage: Eukaryota; Fungi; Glomeromycota; Glomeromycetes; Diversisporales; Gigasporaceae. The record is from the annotation of a GenBank genome assembly.